UUUGCUCUCCUUUUCACACUCGUUCGCACUCUCCUGUUUCGCUCUCUCGCUCGCACGCUUUCCAUUGCUUACACGCAUUGGUUCAACUGUGGACCGAUUUUCGCGUUUUCCAGCGCGUGUGUUUCACAAUCGAUUUUCAUUCGGUGGCACCCGGUGGUUGAGUGGCAUGUAGGGAAAGGGAGUUCCCCGAAGUCCGAAGAACGGCUCGUUGUUUGCGUUUCCGCGACCAGCCGACCAGCUGUACCGAUCGUGGAAGGAAAGGGCCGAAGCGCGGCACGGCUGCCGCUACUGCUGCUGCUGUUUGGUGUUGGCUUGCAGUUACUCGCGUGGUCGCCAGUGAUUCGGUUCUCUUUCCUAUCCGCUCCCGCUUAGUUUACAGCAAGUACAAACGAUAACAACAACAGUGAAUUAUUUUUGUUCAACAAAACAACACCCUAAAACUAUCGUCAACCACUGUGCAUCCCUGUUUCCACACAAGUGUGCUCUCCGUGUUGCUAGUGUAAUUAAACCUGCUUCACAGUUUACAUCAGCCAGCACAAUGAUAUAACUUUGCUUCCCUUUCGGUUCGCUGUAGGCGUCGCGCAAUCAUCACCAGACCACACAUGUGAUUGUCCGUGCGGUACGUUUAGCUUCGUUUAACUACCAUUUCACCUUUUCCACUUAAACCCACGUACACAAACACACACACGUACAAAGAAGCAAGAUGGGAGAAGGUUGGAUGCAUGGUGAAUAUUAAAGUGUUUGCUGUAAAAGUGUGAUACGCGAUGCCGCAUGAAGCGAUGGAGCAGCCCAGUCGCUCGUGCACCGUCGUCGGCGUGUAAGUUACCUUUCGGACCGCAAACACACACACACGCGCGCGCGCUUCUACCCCAGUUUGGGAUGGGCAACUUCGGCUGAAUGAAUCUGUCUCGUCAGUUAAUUGUGUCGCUUUGUGCGGGGUGUAAUAAGUGCUGUGUAAGAGGCUCGUGAAGGUUCGUUUGAGGCGAGUCGCGUGGUGUGGUGCAUGGUGCGACGAUUGCAUGCAAUUUGCGGAUAAAUCAACAAAACCAGCUAAUGCUUCGAUCGAACAAAAAAAGAAACAAAACCCAACAAACAAACCAAACAACCAAAAAGCUCGAGCUAAUCGAAAAUAUCGUCCACAACCACCGAGAGAGAGAGAGAGUGCAGCCCACGUGGUAUGGUGCCUGUGUUUCCUGGGCUUGGCUCACUUGAUCUUGCUUGCGUGAAGAGUGUGUAUGUGCGGUCAAAGUUUCAUGUAACGUUGGAAACGGAGCGCCGCGUGUGCGUGUUUGCGUAGUGUUUGUGCGGCACGGCACACGAAAUUGAUUGAUUUGGCAAAUGGAACGUGAAGAAGGUUUAUCUGAUCGGUCACACAAAGGGAAGCGAUCCUUCCUGUGUCUGGCGGAUGGAUGUUGGUAGAAAACGGAGGGGGAAAACAGCACAAAAGAAGAGUUCACCGGAAGAGGUGAAAAAAGGCAAUAAAACUUAUCUACGGAAAACAAUUCGUCCGUCUUUCGACGUUCCCAUCUGUUCUCCACCACAGCAAAUACUCGAUUUCGUUCGAUUCUACACGGCCCCGAAGGAGGGCCCCAAGCUCCAAGCUAAAUUGGUUUUGUGCUAAAAGCGAAAGUGAACCGAUUCUAUUUAUUUACCCCUGCUGCUGAUGGUCGGUGUUCCCGAAUCGGUCGAUGGAGGAGUUCUCCUCUCCUGUCUUUUGUGCUUUUGUUUGUUCUAACCUGCCCCACUCGACGGGACGCAAUCAAUUGAAGCACGUUUACGUAUUUUCACCCACCGCUUCCCGGCUGUGACAUCCGCCCCAUCCGCCCCAGCAGAAGCUAAAUGAGUGUAGGCAGCAAGCGUCUGCCAGCAAGCGCUGCCCGGGAACGGAACACUGUAGAACGAACGACGAAACGUGUGCGAACCGUGUUUUCGUGGUAAACGUGAGCCUGUUGUUACAAUGUUAUUGCAAUUAGAUGGUGCUAUAGAAGCGACUGCCUCCAGCGAACGAUUACAGCGCAGCAGCAGCAGCAGCAGGACAAAGGACAUCAUUACAGCGCCGUGGAAUGAAGCCAUCAAUGGUACCGUACUCGGCAAAACCGUACCCAGAAACGCGACCGUCAGUAGGCCGACCGAGGCUCGAUCGUACGCACACGUAACUGGUUCGAUGGCGCACGGCAAUAGUAGCAGUGGCACGCUAGCGUCGGCCCUCGUGCCACCGAGAGCGCCGAACGGUACGGUCGCAACGUCCACCACACCCACCGAACAGCCCGCCCGAAAGGUUGACAUAUUAAUCUAUCCAACAGUUUCGCCGGAGACGAUCGUCGUACCGAUCCUGUCCUGUAUCGUUGGCUUCCCCAUCUUUGCCCUGCUCGUCAUCUGCUGCCUGCGGCGCCGUGCCAAGAUUGCCCGCGAACGUGACCGGCGGCGAAACUUCGAUCUCAAGGCAAACACCAUUACGCUCGUUCGCUUCAAUUCGCACCACCUCGGCAAUCAGCGUUCGAUUCUGCUACAGUCGAGGGAGAGCCUGAGCCGCGGAUACCCUUCCCUCGAUCUGGAUACGGUGUACGAGGAGAAGAGUGAUACGCAUGGCAGCAGCCAGCUUGAUUCGCCCGCCGCCCACAUGCUGCUGACCGAUCCACCCUCCGACACGGACAACGAGCAGUGCUAGCAUUCGGAGAGUCCGGUCGGUUCGAGGGCACCGAGCCCAACGGAACUGACCGGACCGCUCCUGCCGAUCCGUACCAACACGAUCACCGGCACGAUCGCAACCGCCGCCUACGGUGCGUACGGCAAAGAUCGGGACGAUACGGUGCUCGAGCUGGUCCGUGGCAAGCGGAAACGGUUUCGCAACACCAAACACAAACGGUUGGCCGUUUCGCACAGCGAGACGAAUCUGACCGGGCUGGGCCGAACGCACGCAGCGUGUAGUAGCGGCGUCAUCAGCCCGGCAUCAGCACGAUCGCCACGGGAAGGAAGGGAUGCAGCACGCGAUGGACGUACCAGUACCACCAGCUUUGACGAAACGACGACGACAUCGGCCAAGACGGCUACGGCCAAGGACGGCAAACCACCGGCUAGAUAUGGGUCGCGCAAGAAGGCACCCCGGGUGCAGCGGCAGAAGGAGGUGUGCGAAGGUAUCCGGGCACCGCUCUGGACCACCCUGACCCACGCACAGACAAUAAGUGACUAUGAAAUCUGAACAGCUUCCCAGCCGCAGCAUCGCGUUCAGGUCGGGCGAAGGCACUGGCUGCGUUUUACUGUUUUGUUUACGCGGCAUCUGUCCUUUGCGGCAUCGACUGGUAGUUAGGAAAACGUGGCUAGAUUUCAUAUAACCAAACAGUUUUGGAAUGUAGUAACAAAGUGAGGGAGAGAGAGAGAGAGAGAGGGUUGAUGAGAAUUUUCUUGUGGUUUUGGGUUGGCCAAGCUAAAACCUUGUUAAUUAUAUAGCCAUAAUGUUGGGUCGGAGGAAGAGAAUUAAGCAUUAAGCAUAACGCAACACCAGUUUAGGUCGAAUACCGGUUGAUUGAUACAAUGAGAUGAGAUUGAGCAAUAAGCAACAAAAACACAUACACAUAACGGGUCAUAAAGGAAUGAAUAUAUAAAUGCGUAGCUAAGCAAAGCAUCUUGUUGAAAUAAACUUUUAAAUAAAUGCAAACUUUAAAUCUAACGGGUCUUUGGUAAUCCCCCCAAAAAGGUACAUAAAAAAGAGGACAAAUAAUCCCAUUAAUCGAUUACUAUAUACACGUGCAAACGAGCAGUAGCUAUGUAUACAAUACCUAUAUACCGAUGUUGAAAUGACAUGAUAUGAUAUGAUAUGAUAUAUAUAUACAACUUUCAUCGCGCUGCAUGUAAUUUUUAUCCUUACCCAAGUAACGGUUUCUUUGUGGGGUUCGUUCGAGGGUUUGCUUGAUGCAGUGUACGAGGGACGAAUUUAGCAAGAGAUGUGUAACAAAGCACGUUGGUAAUAGACUUCGUGCGCGCAAAUAUACAAUUGAAAUGCACGAGAGGGAGAAUAACAAAGAGAUUCUAACAUUCAAAAUGUAACAAACGUAAGGGCUUCGCCUUCUCUUCACUUCGUGUGCUUGAGGCGAGCCAUCGAGACGGGUCCGUUUGUCGCGGUUUCAAAGCAUUUAGCAUUUAGUAAUUGUGAGAGUAUAUGUAUGUGUAUGUGUGCGUGUGUGUUUCAUUUCCAAAAAUGCCAAAUAACAAACUCUGUGGAUUGUCAAUGUUAAACAACAAAGAAAAUUAUAUAUAUAUACUAUACUAUACCAUACAUACCCCUUAU
Anopheles merus is the source of this 4285-nucleotide messenger RNA. RefSeq lists its product as uncharacterized. The coding region runs from base 1958 to 2668 and encodes 236 amino acids. NCBI's taxonomy places the organism in Eukaryota, Metazoa, Arthropoda, Insecta, Diptera, Culicidae. The transcript has 4 exons. The record is from RefSeq and is a predicted model, not a curated record.